Spathaspora passalidarum NRRL Y-27907 is the source of this 900-nucleotide messenger RNA. It is a transcript of the gene SEC13, whose product is annotated as GTPase-activating protein. Bases 1 to 900 code for a protein of 299 amino acids. Gene Ontology annotation, molecular function: protein binding; structural molecule activity. The record is from RefSeq and is a predicted model, not a curated record. Gene Ontology annotation, biological process: protein import into nucleus; COPII-coated vesicle budding; positive regulation of TOR signaling. The transcript has a single exon. Gene Ontology annotation, cellular component: COPII vesicle coat; nuclear pore outer ring. NCBI's taxonomy places the organism in Eukaryota, Fungi, Ascomycota, Pichiomycetes, Serinales, Debaryomycetaceae.
AUGGUGACAGUAGCAAAUGCUCAUGACGAUUUGAUUCAUGACGCCGUGUUAGAUUACUACGGAAAGAGAUUAGCCACCUGUUCCUCCGAUAAAAAGAUCAAGAUCUUUGAAAUUGAAGGCACGGAAAACUAUAAAUUGUCAACCACCUUGACGGGGCACGAAGGACCCGUAUGGCAAGUGUCAUGGGCCCAUCCUAAGUUCGGAUCCAUCCUCGCAUCGUGCUCAUACGAUGGUAAGGCAUUCAUUUGGAAAGAGACACCAGAGACCCAAACUUGGUCCAUCAUUGCCGAACACACCGUCCACCAAGCCAGUGUCAACUCCGUGUCCUGGGCACCACAUGAACUAGGUGCCGUGUUGUUAUGUACCUCCUCCGACGGCAAAGUGUCCGUGGUUGAUUUCAACGAGGACGGAACCACCUCCCAUGUGAUAUUCAAUGCGCACAACAUCGGGGUCAAUUCCGCCAGCUGGGCCCCAAUUUCCAACGUCAGCUCCAAAGACCCCCAGACCUUGAAACAACAUCGCAGGUUCGUCACUUGUGGGUCAGACAACUUGGCCAAGAUUUGGAAAUAUGACUCAGUACAUAACACCUAUGUCGAAGAAGCAAGAUUGGAAGGACAUACCGAUUGGGUCAGAGAUGUCGAUUGGUCGCCUUCCAUCUUGGUGAGAUCUUAUAUCGCCACUGCAUCUCAGGACCGUACUGUAUUGAUUUGGACCCAGGAUAGAGACGGCCAUUGGCAAAAGCAAUUGUUGACCGAGGAGAAGUUCCCCGAUGUGUGCUGGAGGUGUUCCUGGUCGUUAUCAGGAAACAUCUUGGCCGUGUCUGGCGGUGACAACAAGGUGAGUUUAUGGAAGGAGAAUUUACAAGGCAAGUGGGAGUCUGCCGGAGAAGUUGAUCAAUAG